Messenger RNA from Labrus bergylta (ballan wrasse), 2013 nucleotides. It is a transcript of the gene fam219b, whose product is annotated as family with sequence similarity 219 member B. NCBI's taxonomy places the organism in Eukaryota, Metazoa, Chordata, Actinopteri, Labriformes, Labridae. The record is from RefSeq and is a predicted model, not a curated record.
ACCUCACAGAAGAAGAAGAAGCAGAUUAGCAUGACUAGCUAACAGAAGUGUAACCUGUGUGAGGUAACACACCUUGCGGCCCCGCCUCGCGACAUGUCUGUGUUCAGGUGUAAGUAACAGCGAGAUGAUGAACGACAUCAUGGAGGAGCCGGAGAGGGACAGCGUACCGGAAACACGAGUUCUGUCGGGCUCCAGUGGCGGGACGAGACCUAAGAACGCCGACGGAGGAAUCAGACCGGUGGAGAAAAGAGGACCUUACAUCAUGUCCAGAGCUCCUGCAAUCCACCUCAAAUUACAGAAACAUCGGGAAAUGGCGAGAAAGGCCCUGAAGAAGAAGGCGCUCUCCCCGGGACCCCCCGUGAUGCAUCAGCCCCGACAAGGAGCCAAGAGGACGGUGAAGUACAACAAAGGCUACGCCGCUUUGAGCCAGCACGCCGAGGAGAGUUUGGUGGCACUGGACUCGGACAGCGAUGAGGAAAUCGAUUUUGAGCAGUAUUCCUCUGGAUACUCUUCAGCCGAGGUCCAUCCUGAUUUAACCAAGCAGCUGCUUCAGGACGGCUACCGUCUGGACGAGAUCCCUGACGACGAGGACCUGGACUUGAUUCCUCCCAAAGCCAUGGGCUCCUCUGUGUGCUGCUGCUCUGAGGGCCCGUCCUGCUCCAUGCAGUGAUGCUGGAGCGGAGACUCAGACGUUUGUAAAAGGUCUGGCUCCGGUUCCUGUCCCUGACUUGAGUCACAGGUGCCUGUGGUCCUCCUUCUGAUCCUGCUCACUGCUGUGCUGCCUGAGGACUUCCAGCUGAGAAGCCAAAACCCUGUUCAUGCAGGACUGCCUGCACCGAGCUCGCUCGACCCAUAUGACAACCCGAGGGCCUUGAGAACAAGCCUUAUCCACUGUGACCCCAAAGCUUCAAGUAUUUUUUUAUUUCUACGUUUUUCUUUUUAUGGAACUUCAUGAAAUGCUGAAUAUGAGUGAGUCAUUGUUUUCAGAUAUUUUAGGUUAUUUUUGACCGAAUGAAGAGCCGGCUUCUGUCUUCUUCUGCUCUGGUGAACUGGUCUGCAGCCCUCGGGACUGGUCUGUAGUCCUGUCUGCUGCCCUCUGCACCCGUCUAAAGGCCUUUUCUGCAGCCUUCUGGCCCGUUAUUAACUAACUUUGAUAUGAGGACAUGUGACCUUUGACCUUCACUGAAGAGUGUUGCACUAACUGGAUCUCCCUGUUUGUUUUUCUUCACCGUGUCCUGUCUCAAACAGGACAUUUGACUUUGAUUCCAAAGUGACAUCACCACCUCUAUGGGCCAGUAUAACCCCUACUCCACAUUAUCAGUAAACACACACCGGGGGGCGCUGGUGGUUAGUGCGCACGCACGCCCCAUGUAUGGAGGCGAAGGCCCCCACAUAAUCAUAAUGAUAAGCUUUAUUUUUAUAGCACUUUUCAAAACAGGGUUACAAAAUACUCAACAAAAAAAUUAAAUAGAGAAAUGUGAGGAGUAAAAUACAGGAGUUCAACAGAUUAUACAAAUUAGAACAAUUUAAAAGCAGCAAAAAUAAUCACAGAAGAAAGAGGAGAGGUCAAUAUAAAAACACCAAAAAGAAAGAAGGAAUGAAAGAAGCAGAUUGAAACCAGAAAAGGAUAAAAGAUGGAGGAGAUUUAAGACGUCCCCCACAAAGAGCCAGGACAUCACCAGGGUUGACAAGUGGGAACCUCCCUUCAGCUGUGAUUCGUCUGAUUAGUCCCACAACAUCUCGGGAAGGCUGGACGGUGAGCUCCAGCGUCCCAGAGACCCCCCACCCCCCACCCCCCCAUUCAUGUUAGCUCUCUCCGCCCACCACAGCCACAUGUACAUCUUCUAUAUCUAACCUACCCAUCACAGCCCAAACAGCUUUACCACUUUAAACAGACCCAGGCUCUGUACAUACGAGCUCCAGGAAGUGACCUCACUGAUACCACCUGACCCCGAAUAGCCCCCACCUGACCCGAAUAGCCCCCACCUGACCCCGAAUAGUCCCCACCUGACC